This is a messenger RNA of Paramecium pentaurelia, 1120 nucleotides long. The record is from the annotation of a GenBank genome assembly. Lineage: Eukaryota; Ciliophora; Oligohymenophorea; Peniculida; Parameciidae.
AAUGGAACAAACCUAUACAUUUACAAUUGAAUCUAAAAAAUAAAAUAUAGAUACCCUUACUGAAGAAUAACAAUAAGAAUUCAAAGCACAUGCAGAAGAAUGCUAAAUUAUUGUCUUGAAAGGUAAUAGUUACUCCAAAUAAUUUUUCAAUCAAUUCUCAGAAUACAUUACAACCGCCAAAUAAUUAUAAGUAACUUAAAUUUGUAAAAUUAGAAAAUCAAUGCAAAUGAUAUAUUUGUUGGAAAAGGAAAAGAUGAAAUUCCAUAAUCAUUAUAAGUAUAAUUUAAUCCAAUAUUUCUUAGAUAUUAGGAAAUAGUCUCAUUAGAUUAAAUAUCUUGAGUCUUGAUCUAUCCAACAAUGCAGUCAACCCAUUUGGUGCUGAAGCAUUAAAACCUUUUCUUAAAUAAGCACAUUAAUUAUAAAAGCUUUUCUUAAAUAAUUGUGGUUUAGGCAUCAGAGGAGUUGCUUAAGUUUCUGAAGGAUUAUAAGAAGGAGAACACAAUUUAUAAAUAUUAGCUAUAGCUAGGAAUAGAGCUGAAUGUGAUGGUGCAAUUGAAAUAUCCAAAGCAUUCCCAACAUGCAAAAAACUAAAAGAAUUGCAUAUUUAUUAGAAUGGUAUCAAAUAAAAAGGCAUGAUGGAAUUAUUAUCAUCAUUAAAUAAUAAUUGUUCUGAAUUAACAACUAUAGAUAUAAGAGAUAAUUUUGUACAUGAAGCAACAACUUAAAAUUUAAGUGAUCUUAUAAUAAAUUGUGCUCAUUUGACAGCCAUCAACAUAUCAGAUUGUAAUAUUUAAGGAAAAUAAAAUAAAUAAAUAUUGGAGGCUUUAACUAAAUUAGUAAAAAUAGAAAGAUUAGGUUACAAUUAUGCUGAAUUAAAUGAUGUAUAGGGAAACGAAUUAUAUGAAAUUAUUGCUAAAUAAGUAGAUAAUAUUACAGUAAUGAUUAUAAAUUAUUUAAGAAAUUGGAAUUGAAAGGAAAUGAAUUCAAGAAAGCAACAAAAUAAAAGUUUAAAGAAUUAUUUGCAACUAAAGAUAAAGUUCUUGGAGCAUUUGAUAGUGAUGAUGAAGAUGAGGAAGAGGCAGAUGAAUUAUAAAAAUUGUUUAGUCAAUUGGUUAUUUGA